This is a messenger RNA of Meleagris gallopavo (turkey), 5126 nucleotides long. NCBI's taxonomy places the organism in Eukaryota, Metazoa, Chordata, Aves, Galliformes, Phasianidae. The record is from RefSeq and is a predicted model, not a curated record.
GACAGCUGAUACAGAAGAAUGGGCUUCCUAAGGCAAAUCAGACUUCUACUCUGGAAGAACUGGAUCCUCCGAAAAAGACAAAAGCUUCGUAUUCUGGUGGAGCUUAUAUGGCCUCUGUCAUUAUUUCUUGCCCUGGUCUGGCUGAGGAAAGCUAAUCCACUAUAUCGCCAACAUGAAUGUCACUUCCCAAACAAGGCAAUGCCGUCCGCAGGAACACUGCCAUGGUUACAAGGUAUCUUCUGUAACAUGAACAACCCUUGUUUCCGAAACCCAACCCGUGGAGAGAGUCCAGGUGUUGUGUCCAACUACAACAACUCCAUUCUUGCAAGAGUAUAUAAAGAUGCUCAGGAGCUCUUACUGGAAGCCCCUGAAAUCCAUGACCUUGGCAGAGUCUGGGAAGAACUGAUCAUUAUGACUCAGUUUAUGGAAACAAUGAGAACAAAUCCUGAAAGAAUUGCAGGAAGAGGAAUAAGAAUUCUAGACAUUUUGAAAGAUGGGGAAACUCUCACUUCCUUCUUACUGGAAAACCUUGGCCUUCCUGAUGCAGUUGUUUUCCAGCUUGUUAAUGCUCAAGUGCGCCCUGAACAGUUUGCUUAUGGUGUACCGAACUUGACGCUGAAGGACAUUGCUUGUAGCCAGAUGCUCUUGGACCGCUUUAUUAUCUUCAGCAGCCGAAGAGGCCUCCCUUCUGUUCACAAGGCCAUGUGUGCUCUCUCCCAGGAAGGCCUACAGAGAGUAGAAGAUGCCUUGUAUGCAAAUGUUGAUUUAUUUAAGCUAUUUCAGCUGCUUCCCACUGUGUUGGACAGAAAUUCACCAGGUGCUGACCUCAGGUCCUGGGGGAGGGUGCUAUCUAAUGUUUCCCAAGCAGUACAAAAGCUAGCCAGGAAGCAAAGUGUUCAGGACCUUUUAAUGGUUUGGGAACCAUUUGUACAAGGUGGAAUACCAGAAUCUUUAGACCACUUGGUGAGCUCCCUUUCUGAUCUUUUCUGUGGCUACCCAGAAGGAGGUGGAUCCAGAGUGCUUUCUUUCAACUGGUAUGAAGAUAACAACUACAAAGCUUUCCUGGGGAUUGAUUCCACAAAGAAAUCCAUUUAUCUUUAUGAUAAUACAACCACACCCUUUUGCAAUGAGUUGAUUCAGAACUUGGAAUCAAACCCUUUAACCAAAAUAGCCUGGAGUGCUGUGAAGCCCCUGCUGAUGGGAAAAAUCCUCUUUGCUCCCAAUUCACCUCCUGUACAGCAAAUCAUUAAAAAUGCAAACUCCACUUUUGAAGAACUUGGACGUCUCAGACUGUUGAUCAAAGCUUGGGAAGAAGUAGGACCUCAGCUGUGGUACUUCUUCCAAAACAGCCUGCAAAUGAAUAUGAUCCGUGACUCUCUGAAGCACUCUACAGUGAGGGACUUCCUGAACAGUCAGCUGGGUACUGAAGGCUUAACUGCUGAGUACAUUAUCAACUUUCUCCACAAUGGGCCUCCAGGUAGUAGGGAAAAGGGAAUGGUGGAUUUUGACUGGAGGAACAUAUUCAGUGCUGCAGACCAAGCUCUGCGUUUGCUCAGCCAGUAUCUGGAGUGUUUGACUCUGGAUAAAUUUGAAGGCUAUCAUGACGAAACCCAGCUAACUCAUCAAGCCCUUCAUUUACUAGAGGAAAACAAAUUCUGGGCUGGUGUGGUUUUUCUGGAUAUAGACCCUACAAGAAAAACUCUUCUACCGCAUGUGAAAUACAAGAUUCGGAUGGACAUAGAUGCUGUGGAGAAAACAAAUAAAAUCAAAGAUAGGUAUUGGGAUCCUGGUCCAAGAGCUGAUCCUGUGGAUGAUUUACGUUAUAUCUGGGGAGGCUUUGCUUAUCUCCAAGAUAUGAUUGAGCAUGGGAUUAUAAAGACCCAGACCAACACUGAAGUGCCACAAGGAAUUUAUCUUCAGCAAAUGCCAUAUCCAUGUUUUGUGGAUGAUGUCUUUAUGAUAACCUUAAACCGCUCCUUUCCCAUCUUCAUGGUGCUAGCUUGGAUAUAUUCUGUUUCUAUGACUGUGAAGAGUAUAGUGCUGGAGAAGGAAAAGCGUCUAAAGGAGGCUAUGAAGAACAGAGGCAUCACUAAUGGAGUGAUUUGGUGCACUUGGUUCCUAGACAGCUUCUUCAUGAUGGCUGUGAGCACGUUCCUCCUCACAGCACUAAUUAUGCAUGGCCAAGUCCUGCAUUAUAGCAGUCCACUUCUCUUCUUCCUAUUUCUACUGACAUUCAAUACAGCCACCAUAAUGCAAUGUUUCUUGUUCAGCACAUUUUUCUCCAAAGCAAAUCUGGCAGCUGCCUGCAGUGGUGUCCUGUACUUCACCUUGUACCUGCCUCACAUUGUCUGCUUUGUCUGGCAAGAUCGCAUGACUGUUAAUCUGAAGAUCCUAGCAAGUUUCCUUUCUCAAGUAGCUUUUGGUUUUGGUACAGAAUACUUGUCACGCUACGAAGAGCAAGGUCUUGGCCUACAGUGGGGUAACAUCAGAACCAGUCCCUUAGAAGGAGAUGAAUAUAGUUUUCUGUUUUCCAUUAAAAUGAUGCUUUUUGAUGCUUUUCUGUAUGGAAUACUUUCUUGGUACCUUGAUCAUGUUUUUCCAGGGGACUAUGGCCUACCACAGCCUUGGUAUUUCCCUUUGCAGGAGUCUUACUGGGUUGGUUCUAGAAACCCAAAAGCUGAAAAAACAGUAACAGCUGAUGAAAAAGCUUCAGAGUCAGAAGGUUGUGUGGAUCAGAAGGCCAUGGAUGGGGAAAGAAAUGGAAGCAGAACAAAGAAAUCUGAAGAAUCUGAAAAGCCAGAAGAAAAGAAUGGCAACCAGGGGAAGAAGGAUGGUAAAAACAAACAAUGUAAACACAAACGAGAAAAAGAACUCGGCGAGCAGGGGAAGCCUAAGACAGAUGUCCAGGACAAAGAUGAAAUGAAUAGAAAUACCUUCUGUGAACCUGAACCAACAGGAUUGAUUCCAGGAGUAUGCAUUCAGAAUCUGGUGAAGAUUUUUGCAAACAAGCCUAAGCCAGCAAUAGAUAGGAUGAAUAUUACUUUCUAUGAAGGCCAGAUCACAGCCUUUCUUGGUCACAAUGGAGCAGGAAAGACAACCACCAUGUCGAUACUGACAGGCCUGUUCCCACCUACUUCUGGAACUGUGCUGAUUGGUGGCCUGGAUAUUCAAACUCACAUGGAUUCCAUUCGACAAAGACUAGGCAUGUGCCCUCAGUACAACAUCCUGUUUAAUCACCUUACUGUAGCAGAGCACAUCUUGUUUUACUCCCAGCUGAAAGGGAGAUCCAGGGAUGAAGCUGAGCAAGAAUUGGAAAUGAUGCUAGAAGACAUGGGCCUCUCUCAUAAAAGGAAUGAAGAGGCUCAGAAUUUGUCAGGUGGAAUGCAAAGGAAACUGUCUGUUGCUAUUGCUUUUGUUGGUGAAGCAAAAGUGGUGGUCUUGGAUGAGCCCACUUCUGGAGUUGAUCCAUAUUCUAGGCGAUCUAUCUGGGAUCUUCUGCUGAAGUACCGUUCAGGCAGAACCAUCAUCCUCUCAACCCAUCACAUGGAUGAGGCAGACAUCCUUGGAGACAGGAUAGCUAUCAUAUCCCAAGGGAAAAUAUUCUGCUCAGGCUCUCCUGUAUUCCUCAAGAACUGCUUUGGAUCUGGCUUCUACCUCACCCUUGUUCGCAAGGUGAAGAACACCAGAACUGGAAGGAGUGUAUCACUUUGUAGCUGUGGAUCUCAGUGCUCCUGCUCCUGCUCCAGCUGCGCACACAACAAUGAAGAAGGAACUCAAGAGCAGGAACUAGGUGGAGAUUUGAAUGAACUAGCAGAAGUAAUUCAUCAUCAUAUCCCAGAAGCAAAAUUAAUUGAAAAUAUUGGUCAGGAACUUGUUUACCUUUUGCCCAAUAAACACUUUAAACAGCGAUCUUAUGCCAGUCUCUUCAGAGAACUGGAAGAAACAUUGGAUGACCUGGGACUUAGCAGUUUUGGAGUUUCAGAUACACCACUUGAAGAGGUUUUCCUAAAGGUCACAGCAGAAGCUGACCCUGAAGUACAAAAAGCAGGAGACACUCAAGAAAAUGAUUCUACUCCUGGCAAAAUUUCUACUGAGAACAAAACAGCUGAACAGACCCCAGUGGAAACCAAUGACACUUCUCGAAUGCCAGGCAUAGCAGGAGAUCAAAAUGAAGGCAAAGGGUCCCUGCAGUAUAAAGGUUUUCAACUUGUACAUCAGCAGUUCAAAGCACUGUUCAUCAAACGGUUCCACCAUGCCUCCCGCAGCUACAAGGACUUCCUAACGCAGAUUGUCCUGCCUGCUAGUUUUGUGUUGCUGUCUUUAGUGCUUACAGUCAUUAUUCCUCCAUUUGGAGAAUAUCCUGCCUUAACUUUAGACCCUUGGAUCUAUGGACAACAGUUUACUUUCUUCAGCAAUGAGCGUCCUCGCAGUGAGCAGAUGGUCUCCCUCACUAAUGCUUUCCUAAAUAAACCUGGAUUUGGAAAUCGCUGCUUGAAGAAUCAGUCUUUUUUGUAAGUUGCCAGCUAAUAUCUAUUGAAAUAGACAAGUAGGAUAUUACCAACAGUAUUGGAGUAGUGGAAAAAGAAUUAGUUGGCUUGACGUUUUGCUAGAGCCAACGCUUCAGAUUUGUUCUAGGCAAGAAUAUAUCUGGUAUUGGGUCAAAAAUAACAAACAGCAAGAAAAUAUUUCCUCUGGAUUAAAAGUCAGUCGCAGCGCUAGAUGUGAAUAACUGGAAGCUCUUAUGGCCUUGUAUUAGGAAUUAAGCAACUUUGAAAUGUGUGAGUAAGAGACUGGAAUCAAGCCCAAAUCUUCACAGCUUCCCUGGCAUUUUCCACAUGUAAGUCCCUUCAGAUUCCUCUUGUUUCCUGUGAUAUUUGGAAACAACAUCUUCAGCAGUUGCUUGGAUAGUGAAGUACUAAUAGGGCAGUCUUUGUGAUUCAAAGUUUUUUUCACUCUGAAUUGAGAAUCUCUGUAUUUAACAUUAAAUUUACAUUAAGUUAAGGCCUAUGUGCCCUGAUUUGAAGUGUCACUGUGACACUCUUCUUUGCCAUUCAUUUUCUCCUGCUUUUCUCUCAGCCCUGAUACCAACAGCUUGAUUUUUAUGGCUAUUUUCUCCUCUUUUUGUA